AUGGCGACCAACACGCGCACCGCCUUUCCCCAGGACAUGGAGGAGACCUUCAGCGACGUCUUCAUGGUAGAACGAACAGACGUCAACGUGGCUGACAGGGCCAGAAUGGCGAGGAUAAUCGAAAGCAUCAUUGUUCCGGGUUACAAGGAUCCCAGGCAAGCCGCUCGAGACAUCAAGGAGGCUCUGGACGAUGACUUCGACCGAAACUGGCACGUUAUCGUUGGCACAGACUUUGCAUGCUACAUGAGCUUUUCCCCUGGCUUCUAUAUGCGCGCCAGCUAUCGUGACUUAGUCAUCCAAGUAUUCCGUCUGGCCUGA
Molecule: messenger RNA, 318 nt
Organism: Mesocestoides corti
Lineage: Eukaryota; Metazoa; Platyhelminthes; Cestoda; Cyclophyllidea; Mesocestoididae
Source: the annotation of a GenBank genome assembly